Messenger RNA from Saprolegnia diclina VS20, 1709 nucleotides. RefSeq lists its product as hypothetical. The record is from RefSeq and is a predicted model, not a curated record. The transcript has 2 exons. The annotation marks the transcript as partial. Lineage: Eukaryota; Oomycota; Saprolegniomycetes; Saprolegniales; Saprolegniaceae.
GGAUGAGUGACGACGAGGACAAGACCAGUCUGCAGACGAUUGCGCGUGAUAUUGCGAGGGUCCACUGCUGCCUAAGCAAGCCUAACGCCAGGUGCAGCCCCACCGUCAAGCUCGAUGACCUCACCGUUGCUUCGUGGCCUCUCUCGACCGAGACCGUGGCAGCGCUCAUGACCACGUACCCCGAGCGUGUGCCGGCCAAGGACGUCACGAUCCACAACAGUUCUCACUUUCUCCGUGGUGAUUUUUUUUGCGAAUGUGACCUGCUCGGCGAGCUGGAUCCCGCGCCAGACGAUUCCAAUUACUUCUCGAUGGCGUACAACACGAGGCUGGCGCAUUUUGCGAUCGACUUGACCGGCGACGCAUCCAAGUUGAAGCCAGCAACCCGACCACCACGCUACACGUUUGCCACGGUUGUCUACUUCUUCCCGUCCAAGUGCGUCGGUGGCGCCGUCACCAUCUCGGACAACGACUGGACGACGACGUUCGAGGCCGUCGACGGGUGCUUUCUCUCGUUCUACAGCACGUGUGACGUGACGGUGGCGCCCAUCACGUCCGGACACCGGGCUUGUGCUGUGUAUCACGCUGCGUACGACUUGGAAGAAUCGGGGUGGCACAGCAAAGUGCCCAAGGCUUGGUACGCGCCGCGGCCGCUGCCGUCGGUCCAAGUCCUCCAAGACGUUGCUUGCCAAUACGAUCCGGAGGGCUACAUUGGCGUCGCGAUCUACCUUGAGUCACCCAGCUUGACGCCGACGUUUGAUUCGCUCACGGGUCGUGACAAGGCGAUCGUCGAUCGGCUGGUGGCCACGGACGUCUUUGACAUUGUAUUUGAACGGCCGACCCAAGACGACAAGAAAGUCACCGAGCCCAUUCCGCCGCUGCCCGAGACGUUCCACCCAUUGUGUGCGACACCGGCGCUCGUCCAAGAGAUCUACCACCAGUCGCCAAUCAAGGAGUUUGCAGACGUCUCCGAGGCGCGUGGCAAGGUUUACUUCGGGUGGCCCAUUGAGAGCGACGGGAUAAAAGUGCAUGGCUGCUUUCUCCUCGUGUGGCCCAAAGCGGCGCGCGUGCACAUUCUGGGCUACAACCGCUUGAUGUCGGUCUUGCGUGCCAACUUGGACGGUGAUAUGACCGACGACCUCGGCUUCGGAUCGCUCGACGGCGCCUUGACAGCUGCCUUCCGGUACUUUUACCCCGAGGACAACUACGGUUCAGGCCCCGACCAAAUCACGUCCGCGAUGGCGUCCUUGCUCUACGACCACGGUGACGUGGAGCUCAUCGAGGCGUUUCUGGACGUACACGACCAGUGGGCCGACGAUAAGGACAUGGCAAAGUGGAUUGUUGCUGUGAUUCGACGCUUUGGCGGCGCCCGGUUCCAGCAUCGACUUCAAACGGCCGACAUCACGAUCGAAUUCGCUGCUCAUUUGGUGCACCUCGCGACCACCGGCGACGCCGUCGCGCACUCGAUCGCGCGUGUCUGCAUCCCGCUGUGGUGGCCACGUCUCUUGUCGACCCUCCGCAAGACCCACCGCGACUUGCCCCAGCAAGUCCGCCGAAUGUUUGACAUCGAAACGUACAUGCUUAUGCACCCCAUCGACACGGCGGCAUCGACGUAUCUUGGUUUGCACUUGCCCGAGGUGCUCGUGCGCAAAGCUCUGUUCACCUCGCUGGCUACCUCCCUGCUGCCCUGUGGCCGCAUCGAAACACGCUAA